GAAGCAGAGGUUAGAUGGUGACCAGGUGAGGGUUAGGAGGUCAGUACACACCUGGCUGUGGUGGAAGAAAAGCAGGUGAAUUAAGAUUGGGACCAGAAUGCACGUCCUGUUUGUUGUCCUGGCCACUGCAACAGUCGCUUCCUGCAGGAGCAUCGAUGAGGGGUCUCGCAGGCCAUGUGCGUUCGGCGACAAAAUGCUGAUGGACUGCGAAGUAGCUGCGACAGUCCCCGAGAAGUGCAUGAUGAUGGUGUGUCGCGAUGGAGAGAUUGUGGAGAAAAUGACUGGCGGCCCCAUGGACACCGGCUGUUGUGUGGGCUUCGAUAAUGUGCUGUAUUCCAAUGGGCAUACGACCGAACACUGUAUUCGUGUGACGUGUAAAGACAGCGUGUGGGUACCCGAGGAAAGCAUACCACAAUGUUGCGCACAUUGCCGAGUAUACUCCUACAGUCACUUCGCUACCUUCGAUGGCCACAACUAUGACUGGCAAGGGAACUGCAACUACACCUUGGUCGAGCAGUCCAACGCCACAGAGGGUCAAAGAGUUGCCGUCUUCACUGAGAUGGAUCGCAUGGGGACGUGUGCCACGACGUUCUCCCACACUACCUUCCGCAACGACCCGGACACUAUUAUCAACAUCACCAAGGGGAGUGACGGAAUGACUAUGGAUGUGAAUGGUGAGAUGGUGACCGUCCCAGAGCAAGGCGUGCAGUUCCUCGCAUCCACCACAGGGAACAACACCGUCGUGACUUUCCGGCGCACUUUCCGGGAUAACAAGUGCAUCGUCCUGCUUGGGUCUUCAUUGCUUACACUGGUGUACUGCCCGCUGUCCCUUGAUAUCUUUGCUCCCAGAGUUCUCUCCGGCUCCCUGUCAGGGCUGUGUGGCGCCUUCAACUACGACGUGAUGGAUGACUUCACCACGCCAGCCGGGGAAGUGCGGCCCCUUGAGAUGUUCCCGGUGGACUUCCCUGAGAUGUGGCGGGCAGAGGCACAGACGAUGCCAAUGUGUAUGCAAGAUGGCGUCAGCACGUCAAACUGCAAUGGCACACAGGGAAACAAGUGUCAGGGCCCAGCUGCCGUCCUUGAGGAGUACAAGACCACUUGCCAAGACGUCUUGCAGGAAUUCAUCUCGCAGAGACCUGAGCUUUUCUUCUAUGUUGCCUCGUGUGUCAGUGACCUUUGCUUAGCUGAUCAGGGCAAUCUUGGCCACAUUACAUCAAUGACACCAGAUCCUAUCUUGACCGCGACGUCACCGACUGAUAUAGUGCAAGUAAUCUUGACUAACUACAUAGCUAUGGCAGGUCAACACUUCCAGUAUCUACAGAUGAUGCCACCUCUCAGUGACGUGUCUGCCUGCACGAGUGCCAGUAACACCACCUCUAUACCACUUGUCGAAGACUCCGUUUUCCAUGGCUCUGACGGUCACGCCCACUACAUUUCCUGAGAACCUUCUGUACCGUUCCUUGUGUACCAUGUUUUUCUUUUUUUUUUAUUUAGUUUUCUGAAAUAAAAUGCCGCCAGAAA
Messenger RNA from Scylla paramamosain (green mud crab), 1521 nucleotides. Its product is annotated as mucin-6-like. The coding region runs from base 98 to 1441 and encodes 447 amino acids. Gene Ontology annotation, cellular component: extracellular matrix. Lineage: Eukaryota; Metazoa; Arthropoda; Malacostraca; Decapoda; Portunidae. The transcript has 11 exons. The record is from RefSeq and is a predicted model, not a curated record.